AUGGUUAAACCAAAUCAAAAACAAAGUAGAUCAAAUAAUUUUACAAAUAGAGUAUCCAAAGCUAAUCAUCAGAAUAAUCCUGAUCGUAUUAUUGCUAAAGGGGAUACCAGCAAAAGAAGUAGAGCAACCAUUAGAAGAUUACAAAUGUAUAAUGAAAAACCAAAUAAAUAUAAUAAGGAUGGUAAAUUAGUUAAAUCAGUUUAUGCAUCAAGCGAUACAUCACACGAUACUAGAAUUGCACCAAAUCAAGCUUAUUUCGGUAAUACUCGUUCCGUUAGUCAAGAUCAAUUAGAAGCAUUCAGAGAAGCAAUGGAAAAAGAAGUUAGCAACCCAUUCAAAGUACUUUUACAUGCCAAUAAAUUACCAUUAGGUCUUUUAAAAGAUUCAACAAAGAAAUCACAAAUGAAUUUAUUAACAACCGAAUCAUUCCAAGAUACUUUUGGUCCAAAGAAACAACGUAAACGUCCAAAUUUAAAUUCAAUUUCAGAUUAUGAAAAUCUUGUUACCAAAGCUAGCGAAACAUCGGGUACUUAUGAUGAAACUAAAGAUAAAAAUAUCAAGAACGAAGAUGAAUUAGCCGAAUCACGUAGAAAAGAUAUUUUCGAUAAAGGUACAUCAAAGAGAAUUUGGGGUGAACUUUAUAAAGUUAUCGAUUCAUCAGAUGUUUUAGUUCAAGUAUUAGAUGCUCGUGAUCCAAUGGGCACCCGUUCACGUCAUUUAGAACAACAAUUAAAAAAGAACAAUAGACACAAACAUUUAAUUUUUGUACUCAACAAAUGCGAUCUUGUUCCAACUUGGGCCACUGCUCGUUGGGUCAAAGUAUUAUCAAAAGAAUAUCCAACCUUAGCUUUUCAUGCUAGUAUCACUAAUCCAUUUGGUAAAGGUUCACUUAUUCAAUUACUCCGUCAAUUUAGCAAACUCCAUAGUGAUAAAAAACAAAUUGCCGUUGGUUUCAUUGGUUAUCCAAAUGUAGGUAAAUCUUCAAUUAUCAAUACCCUUAAAAGUAAAGUCGUUUGUAAAGCUGCUCCAAUUCCAGGUGAAACUAAAGUUUGGCAAUACAUUACUUUAAUGAAACGUAUUUAUUUAAUCGAUUGUCCAGGUGUUGUACCAGCUACCGGAGAUACCGAAGCCGAAUUAGUAUUAAAAGGUGUUGUUAGAGUUGAAAAUCUCGAAGAUGCUACCGAAUAUAUUCCAGAGGUCUUAAAUAGAAUUAAAAAAGAUUAUAUUGCCAAAACCUAUCAUAUCGCCGAAUGGAAAGAUCAUGAAGAUUUCCUUACCCAAUUAGCCGAAAGAACUGGUAAACUCUUAAAGAAAAGACAACCAAAUAUGAAUGCAGUUGCAAAAUUAAUCCUUUAUGAUUACCAAAAAGGUAAAAUCCCAUAUUUCACCCUUCCACCAUUAUUAAAUCCAGAAGCAGAGAUUGAAACACCAGUUGCCACAGAAGAAACUCAAGAUGCCAAUACAACUCCAGCUGUUAAAAAAGAAGGUGAAUCAACUGCUGAAAAUAAUGCCGAAUCAAAUGACUCUGAAACUGAUAAAGUAUUAAAAGAAAGAAAUAAAUUGUAUGGUGAUUUAGUUGUUAGUCAAAAAUUCAAAAACAUUCAAGUUAAAUCAGAAUUUAAUCAUGAAGAUGCUCAUGGAGAAGAGUAUGUUGAUCCAUUUGAUGAAGAACCAGAUUGGGAUGAAUUAUAUCAAAAAGAAGAAGAUGAAAAAGACGAAGAUGAUGAAGAUGAAGAUGAUGAAGAGGAAGGUGAAGAAGAUGAAGAAGAGUUAGAAGAUGAAGAUAUUCUUUAUGAAAAAUCAGAUGAUGAAGAAGAUGUUAAACCAAAAGUUCAAAAGAAAUUAGCUGUUAAAAAUACCAUGUCACCAUUAUUAAGCAAAUUAGCUGAAGCCAAAGAAACUAAAUCUACAGUUGCUGUUGCUAAAGCAGGUAAAAAAACAAGAAAAGAAUAUAACGAAAUGCCAGAAGUUGAUUCAGACACUGAAGCAGGUCCAAAGAAAGAUAAAAGAAAAGCAACAAAUAAACAAAAAGUCGGUGUACAUUUUUAUGAAACUCACAAUGUUAAAAACAAGAAUAGAGAAAGAAAAAUACCAAGAAAACCAAAAUAUCAAACUCUCGCCACUAAAAAAUAA
Dictyostelium purpureum is the source of this 2133-nucleotide messenger RNA. RefSeq lists its product as uncharacterized. Gene Ontology annotation, molecular function: GTP binding. The coding region runs from base 1 to 2133 and encodes 710 amino acids. The transcript has 2 exons. Lineage: Eukaryota; Evosea; Eumycetozoa; Dictyosteliales; Dictyosteliaceae. Gene Ontology annotation, cellular component: nucleolus. The record is from RefSeq and is a predicted model, not a curated record.